Molecule: messenger RNA, 2382 nt
Organism: Amblyraja radiata (thorny skate)
Lineage: Eukaryota; Metazoa; Chordata; Chondrichthyes; Rajiformes; Rajidae
Gene: tipin
Product: timeless interacting protein
Exons: 10
Coding region: 265-1233 (322 amino acids)
Biological process (GO): DNA replication checkpoint signaling; replication fork processing; replication fork arrest
Cellular component (GO): replication fork protection complex; nucleus
Molecular function (GO): DNA binding
Source: RefSeq, a predicted model, not a curated record
GAUUGGCCGCCUGCAGAAGGCGCGCUUUGGUUGCUGAGAGGAAAGUGAAGUUUUCCGCGGCGGCGUUAAACUUAAAAUCCAGGAAACCGGCCAUGAAGUAAUCUAGAAUAUUUUCUAGCAACAAUUACUUGUAUGCAAUAUGUAAAUAACCCCGAAAUGUAGUAAAAUAUCCCAACACUACUAAAAGAGCCAGGUUCUGAGGUGGCUGAUGAGCAAUUGUGAGAGCUGCAGAAUCUUCCACAGAGGAAAGGACAAGUUGCAAUAAUGAAUGAUCCUUUGGAAAAUGGUUUGUUUGGUAUCCAUGACAAUGAUGAGUUAGAAGAUGAAAUCUUUCCACCGCUUCCUCCUCCAUCAUCACCUGGCCAACUGGGAUAUGGUGAAGCUUUAGCUGAUGGUGAAGAGGAAGCAGGAACUCAAUCCAAGGAGCCUGUGGUACUCAGAAAACAUGUAAAAAAACCACAGCCAAAACUGGAUGCCCAGCGGUUGACUUCAGAUCGAGGAUUGCCUGCUUUACGAAAUUUGUUUGAUAGUGUUCAAUUUAAAGGCAAAGGACAUGAGAGCGAAGAUGUGAAGACUCUCCUGUGGCACAUGGAGCAUUGGGCUCACAGGCUGUACCCCAAACUACAAUUUGAAGAAUUCAUUGGGAAAGUGGAAACCUUGGGAAAUAAAAAGGAAGUUCAGACCUGUUUGAAGAAAAUUCGACUUGAUAUACCUAUAACUAAUGAAGACUUUACAUCGAAUGAAGUUCCGGAGAGUGAGGACAGGGUCCAAACGGAUGAUAUUGAAACUUCAUUAGAUGCAAUGCCCAGCCAGCCAGUUUCAAAAUCAACUCCAGGCUCCAAUGUACUCUCUGAGGAACAACAGCUUCAGAUCGAGAGGAACAAACAGCUUGCACUUGAGAGACGACAAGCAAGACUUCAGCUGACAAAUCAAACCCCCUCCAAUGAUCAAGGAGAUUCCCAGUGCCUGAGUCAGUCCAUGGAGCCAAAUAAAAAGAUGGUACUUGAUCCUGAUAUGUUUGAAGAUGAAAAUGUAAAAAGUAAAGCUUCGGAAGAGGUAACCAAAACUGCACUCUCUGAGCCACUUGGUGAAUUUCAAAUUCCAACAGAGAUCAGUCCUGCUGUGAAAAUUCCAAAAGACUUAACAGUUAUAGACAAAGCAAUUGACUCCUUUGAAUCAACAGACAAUUCUGAAACUACAGAAAGCCACUGCAGUGCAGAAAAUGAACAUUGAUACGGACGCUUCUUCAUCAGCAGCUGGAAACCUCCACAGAUGACAAUUAAACAUGUCAGAGAGUUUUGUUUUUUGAAGUAUGACAUUGCAAUUAGGUGAGAAGUGAAGAAUUUAAUGCAAUGUCUGUUUUAUUUGUGCAGUAUUUCACAGAGACUCUGAACUGCUACAGUUGUAAAAAUACUAAAUCACUAUAUUGCAAAUAGAAUUUGGGAAUCUAAUCAUGGCUGUGUUCUCACCACAGUUUUACUACUGGUGCCCAGAAAUGUCACUGAAGCUAAUGUCUCAAACCAUGUUUCCUGGUAAGUUUGGGGAGGGUGAAAUACGGUAUUGAUCUCCCAAAAAGAUUUUCUUCCUGAUAUGAAACCUAGUUUUUUAAGCUUACUGUAAGAUAAACCUGCUUUAUUGGAAAGUUCUAGCGAACAUGAUGGGAUUGUAUGAGUACAAAAAAAUUCAAACCAGCUGUAAGCACAAAACAAAACAGACUACUUAUUAUAUUAGUUUAUUUUCUAAACCAUGUAUGGUAACUGCAAAUGAAUGGUAAAACCUUGUGCCAAAUGCAUUAAAUAAAACUUAGAAUAUAUACAUCUUGUUCAAAACAACACAUCUUUACAUCUUUUGCAUUGUUAAUUACCAUAUUUUGUAUUUCAAAUAACAUCAAACUGCAUUCCUAUGGGUUGGUUGAAUAACUGGCACCAGCCAUUUAGUUCUGACUACCUUGGCAUCAAAUAUGCUAAAAAAAUUCUGUUACUAUUAGUGGAUUUUAUUAAGAUAUCAUAAAUGGACCCAAAGUCUUGAUACUUAUCCCACUGAAACAUCUUGAAGAGCCAUUUCCUUAAUUUCUUCCAACAAUGAGUAGAGGCUGUUACCCUGAGUUUGACAAUAUUCUCUAUCUUCAUCUCUGAUCAAUGUUCUUUUUGCAUGCUUUUGGGCAAGUUGUGCUUCUUCAGCAGAUCUGAUUACAUCCCGAACCAAGUCCGUCUUUGAAGUGUGAGAUGUUCCAUGUGUAGGUUCAGUACCAGUCUUGGUACGAGGUUGGUUGUUGAUGAUGUCCAGUUUGAUGGUGUCAGGAUGUGACCGGGAUGAGAAUUCUGAGAUUCUUACCUAUUUGAGCACAAACGUUUACAAAAAUUAAAUGAUAUGCGUCAAUUA